AUGGCUGAUAAGAUAUUGACUAUAUAUUCUGCAAAUCCAAACAGAACGUGAGCUUUGUUUAACAAUUCAGAUUGUGCCGCAUCUGAGAAUACUCAGGAUUCAGAAUUAUUUUAAUUUAUUAAAGGCUCACGUUGGUGGAAAAGCGGUCCUGGCAGCACUAAAAAUGGGCUCCACUUCACAAGAGCAGGAGGAAAAACCAGCAGCGGAAUUGGCCAGGAUGAUGAUCAACGUUUUAGUGAUCAGUGUGGCCUUCACCUUCCUCUUCACGGCUUACCAAAGCACCGCAAACCUCCAGAGCUCAAUAAACACAGAUGCAGGUCUCGGAACCGCUUCCCUGAGCACAAUUUACGUGGCGCUGAUUUUGUCCUGCAUAUUUGUGCCCACCUGGAUGAUCAGCAAAUUGGGCGUCAAAUGGACCAUGCCGGUCUGCAUGCUGGGCUACGGGGUGUACAUAGGGGCGCAGUUCUACCCCGAGUUUUACACCCUCAUUCCUGCAGCAAUAGUGGUCGGUCUCGUCGCGGCGCCAAUGUGGAGCGCCAAGUGCACCUAUUUGACGCAGGUGGGCACCGUUCGCGCCAAGGCGCUGGGCACCUCUGCCGAAGUGCAGGUCACGAGGCUCUUCGGAAUUUUCUUUUUGCUUUUCCAGUGCUCUCAGGUUAUCGGAAAUUUGAUUUCUUCAACAGUUUUAUCAUCUGGAUAUGUGCCACCAAUAGACCCUGAAGAUCCAAAUCUGCCCCUCUGUGGAGCAAGGUUUUGUCCGUGGGAAGACCACGGUGGCAGUUCCGGAGGGAACAGACCUUCGGACGAAAAAAUUUACACUCUGUUUGGAAUUUAUCUCGGCUGCGCUCUCAUCGCAGCGGCAAUAAUUGCGGCCUUUGUUGACCCACUCACAAGGUUUGGGGAGCGGACAGGAAGUGGGACCGGAAUAUCUGGAUUUCGGCUUUUGCUCGCCACUGGGAAGCACUUAAAGGACAAGAGACAAUUAUUGCUAAUUCCUCUGACCGUCUUCAGUGGCCUUGAGCAGGGGUACAUUGGUGCAGAUUUCACCCAAAGUUUUGUAACCUGUGCCUACGGAGUUCAGAACGUGGGUUACGUAAUGAUUUGCUUUGGGGUUUGUGACGCCGUUUUUUCUCUAGUUUUUGGCGAGCUGAUAAAAAUCGUGGGUCGCAUCCCCAUUUUCACCCUUGGUGCAGCUAUUAACAUAGCCAUGAUCUGCACCAUGUUUUUCUGGAAGCCAAUGCCAGACGAACCCGCCGUAUUUUUUGUCAUUGCCGGUUUCUGGGGUGUUUCAGACGCUGUGUGGCAGACUCAAAUGAAUGCUCUGUACGGAAACUUGUUCCAAAAUAAUGAAGAAGCUGCCUUCAGCAACUACCGGCUGUGGGAGUCGCUGGGAUUUGCUGUUGCUUAUGCUUACAGCACUUUCCUAUGCACAGACGCCAAAAUGUGGGUUUUGGUCGGGGUUUUGAUUCUCGGGAUGGCCGGAUACUACGGAGUGGAAUUUAUCGAGAAAAGAAGCAAACAAGAGCAACAAAGACUCAAGUCAAGUAACUUACAACAGUGAUUCUUUUAAUUAUAAUGAAAUUUACACGAAACUCGGCAUCUACACGAAAGCAUCUCCACACGCUCAGCCAGUGACAUCUUGAUUAGGCUUGAGGUUCUGUAAUUAAGAUAAAAAGCAUUUUAAUUUAAUAUAAUUAUAUGUUAAGUUGUAAUUUUAAGUAAAAUUUUUGUGAAUAAAAUCAGCAAAAUUCCUUAAAUUAGUGUUAUGAUUAUGCUAACAUAUGUAUGCAAUAAAAAUCUAUUUGAUAACCACA
Neocloeon triangulifer is the source of this 1814-nucleotide messenger RNA. Its product is annotated as UNC93-like protein. NCBI's taxonomy places the organism in Eukaryota, Metazoa, Arthropoda, Insecta, Ephemeroptera, Baetidae. The transcript is spliced from 6 exons. The coding region runs from base 164 to 1561 and encodes 465 amino acids. Gene Ontology annotation, cellular component: striated muscle dense body; plasma membrane. Gene Ontology annotation, molecular function: potassium channel regulator activity. Gene Ontology annotation, biological process: regulation of muscle contraction; regulation of potassium ion transport. The record is from RefSeq and is a predicted model, not a curated record.